Uloborus diversus is the source of this 1402-nucleotide messenger RNA. RefSeq names its product cytochrome c oxidase assembly protein COX18, mitochondrial-like. Gene Ontology annotation, cellular component: mitochondrial inner membrane. NCBI's taxonomy places the organism in Eukaryota, Metazoa, Arthropoda, Arachnida, Araneae, Uloboridae. Gene Ontology annotation, biological process: mitochondrial respiratory chain complex IV assembly; protein insertion into mitochondrial inner membrane from matrix. The transcript is spliced from 6 exons. The record is from RefSeq and is a predicted model, not a curated record. Bases 391 to 1395 code for a protein of 334 amino acids. Gene Ontology annotation, molecular function: membrane insertase activity.
UUGUUUACAACUAUGAAAACAGUGGUUCCUUGAAAACGAAAUUUAAAAAAUGCGUUAUUUUUUUUUUAAUUCAAAGUAUAUAGCUAUCUGCCAGUAAUUUUAUUUGUACUCGAGUUCAAGUUUUGCAUUUUUUUCAUUUUAGUAAGGUUCUGUAUGUUUUCUUAAAUGUAUUUAUUGACUUGAGCCCAGGAUUGUUUGGUUUAAACCACGUUGGUUAAAACCAUGGUUUAAACUAAGUGUUUUUUUUUAAAAUGGUUUUCUUGAAAAAUUUUAUCGUUUUCCUACAAAUGUUUUCACAACUUUUCCAUAUUAUUAUAAAGAGUAAAAUCUAAUUAAUGCAAAGUAACUAGCAAAACUUUAAAAUUAAAUUAAAGGUGCCCAUGAAUAAAGAUGUUGCUGUUAGGAAUUUCAAGCUGUGUCAGGAAGAAUGUUCUUAGCUCUUCCUUACAUAAAUUUCCAAGGUAUCAAUCACCUUUGAAUUCCCUGGAAGUGAAAGUACUUUUACUGAAGAAAUCAUUUGUAUUUACUACUUGUCGAAACUCAUCCUGGGGUUCAUUUUAUACUUCUCUCUCAGAAUCUGCUCCUAUAACAUCACUUCAAAGCUUUUUGAUUGACUUUCAUAACACAUCUGGUCUACCAUGGUGGGCUGUUAUAAUGCUAAGUACUUUUGGAAUAAGAUCCCUUAUCGUGUUCCCGCUGGCUGUCCAUCAACAUCAAGUCAUUGCUAGAUUAGCAAACUUAAGGGUUGAACUUGGAAAAUUAGCCCCAGAGUUAAAUAAAGAAGUAAAUGUUGCUAAAAAUUUAUAUCACUGGGAUGAACAGACUGCGAAAAGAGUAUUUAAGAAAAAUAUGCAUGACUAUUAUCAGAAAUUCAUGUUGCGGGAUAACUGUCAUCCUUUCAAAACAGUUCUUUUAGCUUUACUUCAAGUUCCUGUUUGGAUAUGUUUUUCUAUUUCAUUGAGAAACUUAACUUAUGCACCUAUUAGUUUUCCAGGCGCUGAAGUAGUACAUUUUGAAUUAAAAAACGAAGGCACUCUGUGGUUCACAGAUUUAACAGUUCCUGAUCCAAUUUUCAUCCCUCUACUUUUGGUAGCUGUUAAUGUAAUUCUUACAGAGAUGCAUUCUUUACGGCAAGUCAAUAAAGAAACAAGGUUGCAAAAAAUCCUAGUAAAUGUUACUCGAGUACUCAUUAUAGCUAUUGGAGCUGCUGCUAUUGUUAAUCCAUGUAGUGUGAGUUUUUAUUGGUUAUGUUCAAGUACAUUUGGAUUUUGUCAAAACUUGUUCCUCCUCAUGCCUAAAGCUCGAAAGGUCUUGAGAAUACCAAUGACAGCACAUGACAGCAGACAACCUUUUCAAGAUAUAGUUUUAAAUUUUAGGAAACGUUUUAUGAAGUAAAUUUAGU